Molecule: messenger RNA, 3154 nt
Organism: Ctenopharyngodon idella (grass carp)
Lineage: Eukaryota; Metazoa; Chordata; Actinopteri; Cypriniformes; Xenocyprididae
Gene: pcsk9
Product: proprotein convertase subtilisin/kexin type 9
Exons: 12
Coding region: 209-2236 (675 amino acids)
Biological process (GO): proteolysis
Molecular function (GO): serine-type endopeptidase activity
Source: RefSeq, a predicted model, not a curated record
ACCUCACUGCGUUCAGUCCGUCAGAGUUAUUCAAAUGACAUGUUAAAUGACAUGAGGAUACACUUCAGCUCUAAAUCUCUCUGCUUCAUACUUCUGCCUUGCCAUAUGACGAACAGCAAUCCAAAAAAGGGAAUUUUGAGCAAUAUCACUUGAACUGGUUAUUUUUUCUUCUUCAGUUUGACCUAAAGGCACAAAAAGUGUCCACAGAAUGAGAGGCGUCGUGACGGUGUGCUGUCUGAGUUUUCUGCUGGGUCUUGUGGCUGUGGUUGAGAGUGAUGAAGACUACACUGAGGAUGAAGAGAUGAUCCUGUCUCUAAUUCUGCAGGAUGACACUCAGCCUGAAGCAGAGAGCAGGCCAUCCGCCCAGUUUUACAGGUGCACUAAGGACGCGUGGCGCAUGCCGGGUCAGUAUAUAGUGGUGAUGCGGAACGGGACGCACGUGAACCAGGUGGAGCGCACCGUGCGCAGACUCCGUGCAAAAGCCGCAAAACGCGGAUACCUGAUCGAAAUACUGCAGACUUAUUCUGGAGCCUUCUACGGGUUUCUGGUGAAAAUGAGCAGCGAUGUUCUUCACAUGGCAGUAAAGCUGCCCCAUGUGGAAUACAUUGAAGAGGAUUCCUCCAUCUUUGCCCAGAGCAUCCCAUGGAACCUGCAGCGCAUCCUUCAAAACAAACAUGAGCCUGGAAAAUACUCACCACCCAAUGAUGGCGCAAAGGUGGGAGUGUAUCUCUUAGACACAAGCGUUCAGGUGACUCAUCGUGAGCUUGAGGACAGGGUUAUGGUGACGGACUUCAACAGUGUGCCAGAGGAGGAUGGGGUCAGAGUUCACAGACAGGCUAGUCAGUGUGACAAUCAUGGGACGCACAUAGCAGGAGUGGUCAGUGGACGGGACUCGGGUGUAGCUCGAGGUGCCAGCGUGAACAGUGUCCGAGUGUUGAACUGCCAAGGCAAGGGUACCGUGUCAGGAGCUUUGGCAGGUCUGGAGUACAUCCAGUCAUCUCUGAUGUCUCAGCCUAUCAGACCCGUGAUCCUACUGCUGCCAUUUGUAGGGGGAUUCAGUCGUACCCUCAACGCUGCCUGCAGGACAAUGGUUGAAUCUGGCGCGGUGCUCAUUGCUGCAGCUGGUAACUACAACGAUGAUGCGUGUCUGUACUCACCAGCCUCAGAGCCCGAGGUGAUAACAGUAGGGGCUGUUAAUUUUGCUGACCAGCCGUUGAGCACUGGGAGGACAGGCACCAACGUGGGCCGCUGCGUGGACGUGUUCGCACCCGGUGAUGACAUCAUCAGCGCAUCCAGCGAUUGCUCUACCUGCUUCACUACCAAGAGCGGAACAUCACAGGCAGCGGCACAUGUUGCUGGUAUAGCGGCGGUGCUCCUGAAUCUGAGUCCAAACUCCAGCUCUGCUGAGCUUCUGCAACAGCUCCUCUAUCAUUCAGUCAAACAGGUCAUUAACCCAGAGUCUCUGCCACAGGACCACCGUCUCACUACACCCAACAUGGUGGUCGCCCUGCCCGACCCGACCUCCACACUCACAGGAGAGGAUCUGUUCUGUAGAUCGGUUUGGUCUGAGAGGUCAGGCGCUUCAGGUUUCGCCACAGCUGUGGCCCGCUGUCGCCAAGGUGAAGAGAUGCUGAGCUGCUCCAGUUUCUCACAUAACGGCGCGAGAGCUGGAGAAAGAGUGGAGGUGAGAGAUGGGCAGAAAGAGUGUGUUGCUGUCAAUGGGAAUGGAGGGCAAGGCGUGUUUGCUGUAGCACGCUGUUGUACGGGCCAUAAAGCUCAGUGCCAGAUGAUAGAGAGUCCCGAGAGAGGCGCGGAUGCAGAAUGUCCCCCAGACCACCAGCUGACAGGCUGUAGUUCUUCCUCUUCAUCUGGAGACGUAUCAGACUCUGAUCGACCUCUAUAUGGCAGCCGCAGGGCAUGUCCUGCUAAAAGGGGUGUAACGUCAUAUGCCUCCUGCUGCCACAUGUCCUCUCUGGAGUGUCAUCUGAAAGAACAUGACCCCACGGAUCUUAGCGAGCAGGUGGAAGUUUCAUGUGAGGACUCCUGGACACUGACAGGCUGUCAGGCUCUUUCACGUGGUUCUGUCACUCAUGGGGCAUUUGCUUUGGGAAACACCUGUGUAGUUCGUACAUCUGGAAGAGAUAAAGGAGCUGCCGCCAUCGCCACCUGCUGCAGGCACCGCCCGUCCGCCCACCCGACCAGCCGCGUGACCACUGAAGACCUCCUUGAUGCCUAAGGGAUGUGUGUUCCUCUUUCCUCCCUUCUCUGAACACGUAACCAAGGACAUUAUUGCUAUAACGCAUAGAAUAGUAGGAGGCGUGACACAAGUGAGCUCAAUUCUGCCACUAGGGAAUAUUACAUGAUGGAGAAGAACAUUGUAACUGGUUCUGGAUAUAACCAUAAACAAUCUAGACACGCUAAAACACUUUAAAUUAGGCCUUUAGACUGCAAAACACAUUUUAAAUAGGGAUGCAUUGACCAAUUCUGACCUAUACCAAUAAUUAUCAUGUUAUGGCCCAUAUAAAAUUAUUUACUAUUUUGUUUAAAUAAACUAAAAAUAAAACACUAAUAAAAUCAUUUGAAAUGCUACAAGUGAAUUUAGGCUUCACUGAAGAAUUGGCAUUCAUUUUGAGAUUUGCUAAAGAUUACAUUUAACGGCGUUAUUAAAUUAUACGUUUUUAAAGAUUGACUUAGAUGAUGGCAAAGGUAAUCUAAAUUUAAAAAGAGGAAUCACGCAUAUACAAUGACAUGCAAAAUUGGCCGAUAUAUUUAAAAUAUGGACCAAUACUGAUAAAUGAACAAACCUCCAAUACUGGUAACUGAUAAUAUUGAUAACACUGUAUUGAGUCAGCACUUUUCAUUUUGAUAUUUACACAUUCUGAAGAUCUAUUUUUACUAUAUUUUGGAAAGAGCAUUAUCUACUAUUAUGCAUGUGCACUGUUUAUAAGAGUUUAAUUCUUUUUAUAAAUGUAUAUUUUUACAUUACAAGUAUUAUACAAACUUUAUGUGAGUGAUAGUCUAAAAUCAACUUCAGACUUGACACGCACAAAGUGACACAAUCUGUGAAAGUUGUGCAUUCCAGUUUUUCCUUUUUUAUAUCAAAUGUUUUCAUUGUCAAACUCUGAUGUACAAAUUAAAAUGUGGUUUUAACAUG